GCUAUUCGAUGCAAUUUUGAUACAUUGUACCAAGAAUUGUAAUACUUCAUUAUAAACGUACAAACAUCACUAUGGCUCGUUACACAGGGAAAAAAUGUCGUCUGUUGACGAUGUUAUGGCUCACUGCUCUAUUUUUCUUAGUAGAAAUAGUAGUGGGUUAUGUAACCAACUGUAUGGCAUUAAUAGCUGACAGUUUUCAUAUGUUGUCCGAUGUAGCAGCUUUGGUAGUUGCAUUUCUUUCCGUCAAGAUGUCACCAAAGAAAUGGUCUAAAAACACAUUUGGCUGGGCCAGGGCCGAAGUUUUGGGAGCUUUAGUAAAUGCCGUUUUUUUAGUCGCAUUAUGUUUCAGUAUUACCGUGGAAGCAUGUAAAAGAUUUAUUGAAGUAGAAGAAAUACACGAAGCUAAAUUGCUUGUGGUGGUUGGAGCACUUGGCUUGCUAGUGAACAUUAUUGGAUUGUGUCUGUUUCACGAACACAGAAGUUCUCACGCACAUUCGCACGGCAUAUCCCGAAGUCAUAACCGUUUGAGUACGUUAGUGGGAACAGAUGACAAUGAAAAUGAUGAAACUUAUAGGCCGUCGACACCUCAAGUAAAAAGGACACAUGGUCAUUCACACGAUGCAAGUCAAAUGAAUAUGCGCGGUGUAUUCCUUCAUGUACUCUCGGAUGCACUAGGAUCUGUGAUUGUAAUAGUGUCUGCUUUAAUUGUUUGGUUAACCAAAUGGAAAUACAGAUUUUACAUCGAUCCGGCUCUUUCACUUUUAUUAGUUAUUCUUAUUCUACGAUCUGUGUGGCCUUUAUUGCAAGAAUCUGCAUUGAUUCUAUUGCAGACUGUACCAACGCAUAUUCAGGUUGAUGCCAUUCAACAACGACUGUUGGAAAAUGUUGACGGCGUUCUGGCUGUACAUGAAUUUCACGUGUGGCAAUUAGCUGGUGAUCGUAUUAUCGCUUCAGCUCAUAUAAGAUGCAGAAAUUUGUCUGAAUACAUGAAAAUUGCAGAACAAGUUAAAGAAUUUUUUCACAAUGAAGGUAUACAUUCUACCACGAUACAGCCAGAGUUUAUUGAUUACCAUUCUAAUAGUGAAGUUAAGGAAACACCAACGGAAGAUUGUGUACUGGACUGUCCAAAGACUGAUAAGCCGUGUAAUCAUGCAACAUGUUGCGGUCCUUCCAAACAGGGUCGUGAAACUCCUUCACCAGGAGAAACACCAUACAUGUGCAGACAACGAAAUAGUCUUGCACGUUCAACUGGUUCAAUAGGGGGGACUGAACAUCAAGAAGUAAAUGAAAUGGAACGCGGACAUUUGUUAUCACUGCCCGCCUCGCAUCUCUCCGUCCAACUUCCACAUUCUCACGUUAAUACACCCGUUGCUUAAGUUAUCGUCGUAUUAUAAAUAUCUACCUCUGUAACAAAAUCUGC
Molecule: messenger RNA, 1420 nt
Organism: Habropoda laboriosa
Lineage: Eukaryota; Metazoa; Arthropoda; Insecta; Hymenoptera; Apidae
Gene: ZnT63C
Product: zinc transporter 1
Exons: 8
Coding region: 72-1376 (434 amino acids)
Biological process (GO): zinc ion transmembrane transport; intracellular zinc ion homeostasis; detoxification of zinc ion
Cellular component (GO): membrane
Molecular function (GO): zinc ion transmembrane transporter activity
Source: RefSeq, a predicted model, not a curated record